CCUGAUCUGCUAUCCACUCCGCUUUUACACCAUCAGACCGUGAUCUGAGCCAGAGACAGGCCGUGAGCGAGCCGCCACAAGUUAAUUUCUGAGCGACGGCAAGCACUGCAGCUCGAGCUAGCAGCCAUGGCGACGCGCCUCCACUCGCCGUCGACGUCCCUUCCCCUGCUCCUGCUGCUGCCGCUGCUUCUCCUUGCAGCGGCGGCAAGCGCGCUUGAGGACUCUCCUGCUGAGACGAAGAACAUGAUGCCGAGGCUGGGCCGGAGUCUGCAGCAGCUGCCGAACCCGCUGCCUCAACCCAUGCCCCAACCAAACCCGAACCCACAGCCGCAGCCCCUGCCGCAACCAAAUCCAAACCCACAGCCACAGCCGUUGCCGCAGCCAAACCCGCAACCAGGGCUGAGCCCACCACAGCCCCUACCGCAGCCCCAGCCACAGCCUGGGCUCAACCCGCAGCCCCAGCCGCUGCCGCAACCAGACCCAGCAGCCCCACAGCCGCCCCAGCCCGUGCCGGUGCCACAGCCAGACCCAACCGUGCAGCCUCAGCCGGUGCCGCAGCCAGCAGACCCAGGCCUCCAGCAGCCGCAGCCAGGGACGACGACUCAGCCUGCUCCGAACCAACAAAACCCGCAGCCGCAGCCUGACCAGCUACUUCCCACUGGCGGAUCGUCAAGGAUGCUGAUGAAGAACCUGCAAGGCUUGGUAUACAUACUUCUGAGUCUUGCCAAUCUAGUAAUGUAACAAGUCUUUCUUUCUCUUCUUCUUACGCCUGUAUGUAAGUAUAUAGUCACGAGAUUGUGUGCUGAUAGAUUGCUUAGAUUCUUACGAGAGUGUAGUAGUAUAGGCUAGUACUGCGGAUGCCAUAUGUGGAUGUAGCUUUUUCUUGUACCAUGAUUGUGUGCCUCUCUGUACAUGCAUAUAUACAGUACCACUUGGUUUACAUGGA
Setaria italica (foxtail millet) is the source of this 946-nucleotide messenger RNA. RefSeq names its product protein TsetseEP. The record is from RefSeq and is a predicted model, not a curated record. The transcript has a single exon. The coding region runs from base 127 to 741 and encodes 204 amino acids. NCBI's taxonomy places the organism in Eukaryota, Viridiplantae, Streptophyta, Magnoliopsida, Poales, Poaceae.